AUGCCCGAUGACAUCGAGUCAAACAUUUACCGUCUCAGGGAAGCGGAAUACCCUUCAACCACCGAGCAAACCUCGGAACCUCCCACGGCCACUGCCACUGUCAAAGCAAAGAAAGUUCCCGCGCAACCGAAACCCCGUCGCAGCAAAAAAGAUCCCGAGCCAGAAUAUUCUGAGCUGGUUAGGAAUGACCACAGAAAGAAGAAGGAGACCUCGGAACGAUCUCGCCAAGCCUGUGAUAGGUGCAGGAUAAGGAAAAUGCGCUGCCUUGUUGGAUCAGAUACCGCUCCAUGUUUCCACUGUCUUCAAGAUCACAAAGAAUGUUUUGUCACUGACCGCGGUACCAACCAAACCUUCAAACGCGGUGAGCCCGGAAGGAUGAAGCGUAAGAUUACUGAGCUGGAGGAGGAAGUUACUGGGCUACAGGAGAAAAUUCGCAAGCUGGAAGAUCAGGUUACUGGUUUCGAGGCAGCGUUUGAGAUCUCCAUUGCGAAUGAAACCCAUCUUAUGGCAAAGGUUGUCCACUUGGAGGAGAAGAAUGUUGCGCUUCUGAGUGGGAAUUUCGGGUGGAGAGAUGAUAUGAGAGUCCUCAGUCCCAUUUGGGUAAGGGAUUAG
Penicillium pulvis is the source of this 612-nucleotide messenger RNA. Its product is annotated as Zn(II)2Cys6 transcription factor domain-containing protein. NCBI's taxonomy places the organism in Eukaryota, Fungi, Ascomycota, Eurotiomycetes, Eurotiales, Aspergillaceae. The transcript has 2 exons. Gene Ontology annotation, biological process: regulation of DNA-templated transcription. The record is from RefSeq and is a predicted model, not a curated record. Gene Ontology annotation, molecular function: zinc ion binding; DNA-binding transcription factor activity, RNA polymerase II-specific. The coding region runs from base 1 to 612 and encodes 203 amino acids.